Molecule: messenger RNA, 967 nt
Organism: Solea solea (common sole)
Lineage: Eukaryota; Metazoa; Chordata; Actinopteri; Pleuronectiformes; Soleidae
Product: diamine acetyltransferase 1-like
Exons: 6
Coding region: 232-735 (167 amino acids)
Molecular function (GO): N-acetyltransferase activity
Source: RefSeq, a predicted model, not a curated record
GAGGCCGGGGUAUAACUAGGCCGAUGUAAACAAAGGCUUGGGCAGUUUGGACACGGCAGCGACCCAGCCGAGGGCGACUCUACUGGAUGUUCUUGACUCGACGAACACGUCCGGACCUGAGGCUGACGACUGUGGGGGCAACGCCACUGCGAAGCGAAUGAAGAAACAUCUCAUCUUCCACUUCACAUACCGAGGACUGGUCAACAGAGGGAAGAAGAGCAAGAGGAGAAAAUGGAGUAUAAAUUACGGAAAGCGGAACCACGGGACGUCUCUGAUAUCUUACGACUGGUGAAGGAACUGGCCAAAUAUGAAGAGAUGGAGGACCAGGUGGCACUGACUGAGAAAGAUCUCCUGGAGGAUGGAUUCGGUGACACCCCGUUUUACCACUGUGUCAUCGCCGAACUCCAAGGAGACGAUCCAAAGGUGGUGGGUUUUGCAAUGUAUUACUUCACGUAUGACCCGUGGGUCGGCAAACAGCUGUACCUGGAGGAGUUCUACGUGAUGGACACGUGCAGGGGACUUGGCAUUGGAUCAGACAUCCUGAGACAUCUCAGUGACCUGGCGAUGAAGACGCGCUGCACCGGCAUGAUGUUCGUGGUGGCAGAGAACAACGAGCCAUCGAUGCAGUUCUACAAGCGGCGUGGCGCCGAGGAUCUCUCUCAGGAGGAGGGGUGGAGGCUGUUCCGCUUUGACAAGGACAGCCUCGUCAAGAUGGCCACGCCCACCGAGGAGUGACGGAGGCCAGGUGGGGGGACGGAGCUCGAGUGCAUACACAAAGAAGAAGUUCUGCUUUUCUUUCUCUUAAAAAAAAAAAGGGAAACUCAGUAUCACUGUAUGAUUCUGUUCUGGUAUUUUUACUGUUUAUUUUAACGUUUUGAUGACUAUUUUCUUUAUUAGUGUUGACGUGUUUAUUAAUGUGCAGUUGAAACGUACCAUGACUUAUAUUUACAAUAAAAAAGUAACUGAU